AACAUCAAUUUUGUAAGGAUUUGGUAUAAAAGAAUAUUGAAUUGUUUUUUGCGGGAAAGACGUGAACUACCAAGGAAAAGAAAUGUUCCUAUCUAGAGUAACGUCGUGGUUUAUGCCCUCCCCUUUGCUCCGAAACAAAUGUAUAUACACAUAUGUACAUACGUAUGUGUGGUGUGAAACAUCUGUGCGUGCGGCAAGCAUCAACCGCUGUUAGCCGCUGUAUGCUGUAUUACACAGACUGUAUACAUGAGAGUGCAUGCGUGGGUGUCGCAGCAGGCGUUUCUUUACGAACAGAGAAAUGGUGCUCCCGCCUCGAGUGGUUCGGUGAAUUGGUGAAUGUGAACUUUGCAAGAAUGGUUAACCUACGUCGGAAUAGACUUCAAGAAAGAGUUAGUGUUACUGAAUGCGACAUGAGAAGCGUAUCUCUAUCGCUCGUCGGAAUUGAACAUACGACUUGAAUACACGCACGCCAGACAUCGAGGCAAGUAGUAGGGGUAACAAAAACACCUGUAUACUAAAUAUAUAGCUAGACGAGAGGCCAGCAUAGGAACAAGAGGCAGUCGCGGCUAGAUAACUGUGGAAACCACGAUGGAGGGUAUAUCUUCACCACCGGAAGCAUCGUGCUACGCCGUAUGACCACCGAGGAUCUGUGAAAAUCUCUCUGUCGUGUGUCAUCAGUUUUGCGCUUUUUCCAAUUACGGCUAGAGAGUUUAAUACACGCAAAGAUUGUGCAUCAACCAGUUAGUCCGAUCGUUCAUCCGUUUGCUUGGUCGUCUACCCCUUCUAAAACGUCCUGACACAACGUUUAACGGGGGUAUAAAAAGAACAAACAUGGUGGCGGCGUGAGAGAGACAGAUAGGGGGAGCAGGCGGUGAAACCAGGAGGGAAAAAGAGGAAGGUAAAGAGAGAGAGUGUGUGUGAGAGAGAAAGAGAGAAGUCAGCCAGCCAGCUAAGCCAGCCGAGCCAGUCAGUGUGCCAGAAGCGACGAACUUCGUUUUGCGUUGCCUUUGUUUCUCAAUGAAAAAGGAAAGGACCCGUCGCUCCUGAACCAUCCAUCCAUUUUUUGCAUUUAUUCGUUGUUACGAGAGAAAUGAAUUCUGGCGAGAGCAGCUAGUUUUCACAAUUAAUGCCGAGGGAACGUUUCGGUUGUAAACAGUUAUUAAGGUGCGGCCAGGUUCAUCGUGUCCGCGGUGUUUGCUUCGAUUUUCAUGCGUACGGGGUCCACGACCGAGCGUGUGAGAAAUUCUGUGGUUCGAUUUCAACCGCCUGCAUCUCCUUCGGUAUGACACGAUAUGUCGCUAUCGGAGAAUUCUGCAUGACUCGAUGCCGCUGACGGUGACAGUUUGUUAAAUCCUCGGACGAGAGAACUUUGUUUUCAAAUCGGUAUAAUGUGAACGACAUUGGUGAGAGAAUAGACGGGAACACGCUGCCAAUGUGAUUCUCGGUGCAUAGAUUAUGUUCAUUCACCUUUAAUUAGACGAAUAACUGAGAAACCGCGUUUACUUUAUUAAAUAAAAAUUCUUCAUGCAAACGAAUUUGGUGCUAUAACUGGUGCAACGGGCAUAGAAUAAUGAUUUUCCACCGAGCAUCGGUGAGCGUUUGAAGAUUGAUAAAUUCGAAACUCAUCACCUUCGAAUAUUUCUAUUUCGAAUCGAAUGGUAUGAUUUUUUUCAACGAUGAUCAUUAUACUUCAAGAAAGGUGAACUCCGUCGAUUGUGAACAUCUAUCGAACCGACAACAGCGUUGUUACUUUGACAAAAGCUCGUUUAUUCUGUUAAAAGUUUGUUGGUGUUUGGAGAAUAGGAAAAAGGUUCAAUGGAACAAAGUCGUCCGAGUUGGCCGGCCCGGUGCCAAUAACCUCCAGUUAGAGAGGUGGUAGACAGUUUUCGCACGAUGCGUUUGCCCUCGUGCGCGAUAGAUUACAAAAUUAGACGUUUGAAACUUUGUACAAAGGAAAAAGGAGUAUCGCGUGCAGUAAAGAAGGUAGAGACACUAGUUGGUGGUAAUGAGCAAAGGGUCAAACGGCGAAGGGACUUAAUCGGAUGAAUAAUUUCGAGGGGGGUAGACAGCCGAGUGUAGUCGGAAGUGACGUCACCCGCGGGUUUAUAGUUCCUCUUACUUUCCUCGUUCGUAGCGAUAUACCACAGGCGGUGGUAUAACGACGAAAAGCAACAGAGAAUCGGAUGAAAAGGAAGGCAGAAACACCCGACGACCACAGUCUUCGAUAAACGAAUCGUCGUUCGUACUCUCGCUACAGGGAAAAAUAAAGAAAGAAUCAUCACAACUUCUAGUCUGCUGCAUUUCCACAAGGCGCCUCUUUUUUUUUCUUUUCUCGGCCGAACAUUUUUAGAUGAUCGAUCGUAUUUCAAGCUGCACGUGCGACCGCCUCGCCGCCAUCAGGGAUCGAAAUGCGUUCGGUGCGCUUCGAUCGAUGCAGAUUUAUCGUGCGCGCAUCAUCGGCUGCUCGUUCUGUUCCGUCUUACGCGACUCAAUAAUUUCAAGGUUCAUUAAAUAGUCGCCAACAAAGAGAGAAGGGAAGAGAAGAAAAGAAUUUCGCUCAUAUCAUUUCAGGCACAGAGACGAGAACGAGACUAAAGUUAAAGUCCGCAUUAAUUUAUUCGAGAUGAACAAGUGCGUAAAAGAUGGUCGUCAGAUCGACCAAAUUUACUCCUAUUAUACACGUAUACACAUGUACAAUAAGCUGACUGUGAAUUCUGGAACAAAAAGAUUGCGAAGGAAAUUUUAAUAACGCCGGGAAUAACGAUAGCAUCUUAACUAGCGUCUCAACGAACCAACAUGUUUUUUAUCCAAACGACAAUACAUUGUGACAUGUUAGAACGAACAUUGGUAAUCGAGAGUGCAAAAGGAAAGAGACAUUGAGAUAGUGUGUUUGCGAUUGAUGUAAUAGUGCGAGUAAUCAUUCAGUGGUUACUCGGUCACUUCGAUGAAUCGAGUAGUUGGUUCGCCAAGGAAGAAACACAUGCGUUUAGAUCGCCGUCAAAUGGACACAAAUGACUAGCUUAACUAUAUCAGCGAGCUCGUUCGAAAUGCCCCGGUCUAAACCGAAACCGUUCGUACCUGCGAACGCGAUCUCGACCCAAACGUACAGCACCCCGACGAACGAGAACAAUCAUCUGCCACCCUUGAAGGGUAGCACGUUGGUCCUGAAGCAGUCCGCCAGCGAGUCGUCACCUAGUUACUUGACCCGAACCAGUCACAUGGCAGGUACUCAUCUGCCGAGCUUAAGUUCCAGCGCCAACAACAGCCUGCUCAGUCUGACCGGGAACUCGGAUAGCUUGAACUUGAGCCUUAGCUCGCACACGAGCCACAACUCGAGUCACAAUUCGAGUCACAAUUCGAGUCAUAAUUCGAGUCACAAUUCAAGUCAUAAUUCGAGCCACAAUUCGAGUCACAAUUCAAGUCACAACAAUUCCAGUCAGAAUUUCACUCACAACUCCAGUCAUAAUUACAGUCACAGCACUAGCAGUCACACCGAGUCUCAGCAUUCGCAAUCGAACGGUCAGUCGAGUAACGCGUUGGUGAAGAAUGGAUGCUCGAAGGAGUGGAUGUUAGGAAGUUCCUGUGGCAGCAGCGUACGCAAGCCUAAGACCAUCACCGCGACGCCAGACGUCGUACUGAAGAUUUACGUGGAUAAAUUGACUCCGUACGAGCACCACGAGAUCUUCAAUUAUCGACACAUAUAUUUUAUCGGGGCGAACGCAAAAAAGAGGCCGGGUAUAAUCGGUCGACCUCACAACAACGGCUACGACAACAUUUAUGGUUCCUACAUCCACGUAACGCACGAUCACGUGGCCUACAGGUACGAAGUGCUGAAAGUAAUUGGGAAAGGAUCGUUCGGACAGGUGGUGAAGGCGUACGAUCACAAGAAACAGGAGCAUGUCGCUUUGAAGAUGGUCAGAAACGAGAAAAGGUUUCACCGUCAAGCCCAGGAAGAGGUGAAGAUAUUGAGGAAGCUACGGGAACAGGAUAAGGACAAUACAAUGAACAUCAUACACAUGUUCGAUUCGUUCACGUUCCGCAAUCACAUGUGCAUUACCUUCGAAUUACUCAGUAUUAACUUGUACGAGCUGAUCAAGAAGAACAAGUUCCAAGGCUUCAGCAUGCAGCUAGUGAAGAAGUUCGCGCACUCGCUGCUACAGUGUCUCGACGCUCUCUAUAAGAACAGGAUCAUCCAUUGCGACAUGAAGCCUGAGAAUAUUCUUUUGAAGCAGCAAGGACACAGCGGUAUCAAAGUGAUAGACUUUGGUUCUAGCUGCUACGAGAACCAGCGCGUCUAUACGUACAUUCAAAGUCGAUUCUACCGCGCACCGGAGGUGAUCCUGGGCGCUAAGUACGGGAUGCCGAUCGACAUGUGGAGCCUCGGCUGCAUCCUGGUGGAACUGGUUACCGGUUUCCCACUGCUACCGGGCGAAGACGAGUCGGACCAGCUGGCCUGUAUCAUCGAGCUGCUAGGCAUGCCGCCGCCUCAGCUGUUAGAAUCCGCGAAACGGCGUAGGCAGUUCAUCAGCUCGAAGGGUUAUCCGCGCUAUUGUACCGUUAUAACGAUGUCCGAUGGUUCGAUCGUGUUGAACGGCGGUUUCUCCAGGAAAGGCAAGGACCGUGGCCCGCCAGGUUCCCGGGAUCUCAGGCAAGUUUUGAAGGACUGCGAUGAUCCAUAUUUCUUGGAUUUCAUUCAUCGUUGCCUGAAGUGGGACCCGGAGGAACGAUUGACGCCCAAUAAAGCGUUGAAACACGUAUGGCUGCGUCGCAGACUGCCGGAGCUUCCAGAGAAAACGAACGAGGCCUUACCGGCGUUGCCAGUAGCCGCCGCGCCUCCCACCUCCGCGUCCGGCCUCCGUACUUCCGCGUCCGGUAGUAAAAGUGCCACCAAAUCGAACAGCCUGCAGAGCAAUAACGCUGAGAAUAAUACGAAUAAGCUGAAGCAAUUGAGCGACAUCUUCCACACCAUGUCUACAUUGUCUACAUUGUCCACCAUUCAUUCGGCGCUGCAACGCAACGACGGAGGAAGAGGCAGGGGAAGAAGAAGAGGCCAGUCGGUGACGGAUCUUCAACCAACCGUCAGCAGUCAUCCCUCGUUGAACUCCAUUAGUGGUGAUGUUAGUAAUAGUGGUGGUGGUGGUAGUGGUGGUUGUGAUGGUAGUAGCAGUAAUGCCAGCGGUGGUCAACAACAGCAGCAACAACCGUUACAGCAACAGCAACAGCCUCAGUCCCAGCCGCAGCCGCAACAGCAUAGUCAUCAGUUGCAGUUGAAACAGCCACAACAACAGCAACCGCCGCAGCAGCAACAACAACAUAGCAAUGGUUCACAUGGAUCCCAUGGAUCGUCGCAAAGCUCUCACGGGUCUCAUGGAUCGCAUGUACUUAACGACGGAUGGAAGAUAUUCCACGAGUGGCUCGAAAUGGUGAACAAUGAUUAGCAAGGUCGUUGUCGAGGAACAGAGACGACUCGUCGAAACACGAAGUCACCCUUUUUCCUCUUAUCCGACGCGUUCAUUAUGAUGAUUUUGCGGUUCACCAUAUCGUAUGGUUUCGUGUCUCCCUGAUCGGCUAUCUCGAUGAUCAGUUUCGUCACUCGCUACCCGUGGUCGAACUGCAUCGAGAUGCUAUCACAUAGUCGGUGUUUCUGCUCGUGGUAACACAAAGGAGCCAGGGUGGCCUCGUCUUUGACCUCCGGAUACAGCUGUGAUCUACGCGAUAUGUUACUAAAGAAAAGAAACCACUGAGGGGGUGAAGGGACUGAGAAAUCGAUCGCGAUACCUCGAAUCAUGUACCUCACCUAGUUUGGCGAUGCUGCCUCGCGUUGCUCUUCGAUUUGUUUGUUCAGGAUCCAUUUCUCGUCGCCGAUCGCUCGAGGAAAGGGGAGGUGUACGGUCUAGCUGCGCUUAAUCGAGGACGAUUGCUUUUAGUGUUCACUUUUGUGGUCGAUUGCUCGAUACGAUUUGCUAGGAUGCCCUCAGCUUAUAUAUACAAUGUUACAUGCAUCUGUUUUGUAUCAGAGUGAUGCACGUGUGCGUCCUGUUGUCGUGAAGAGGGGUACGACUACGAGGUUAUUGUGCCAAGGGAAGCGGGAGAACUGAAGAUUUGCGCCACGUCGAUGACUCGAUUUCUUCGCAGGUAAGAAGUAGAUAGUCAAAGGUGUGUUGACGGGCGACCGCUUUGUGGGUAUAAGAAGGAAUUUGCUCAAUGCAACUCGUAGAUACGCAGACAUUAUCGUGACAGCGCGAUACGAGGAGCCCUUUCACAUCCGCUAAAAAUCUAAUCAUUAAAGAGCAUGUACCUCAACGAUGAAUAGAAUCACGCCGAGGUGCUUUUUAGGUCGGAGGAACUCUCCGUAAGAAUAUCACUAUCGAGCAGAACGUUAGAUUGAUUUCCAACAGGACGGUAUUUGUAUUUAUUGUUGAUUAACAUAGGUCAGGCUUGUCUGUCGAUUCGUACGAAAUCAUCAAUCAAACAGGAGCUGAAGUCAGUUUCUACGAGAAGAACUUUGAUUUAUUUUUCUUUCCAUUGAAAUAAAAAAGAUUGCAUGGGAACAAAAUAUUAGUCAAACUUUAGAGACACGCGCCGCGCGUACUAACAAUUCAUACAGUCUGUACCUUGACGAUAACGUAUUUUAGAAUCGGCUAAAGAAUGUGGGCCCGGAUCCGUCCGCGACUUUUAUUUCCUUCAUUUCCAAAUUUAAUCACGUAAACUUUUGUUGGACCCGAUUUUUAUUUAAUAUUUAAUGAAUCUGAAAGACUGAACGAUUGCUAAUUUCCAAUCAGUAUAUCGGUCAUUAUCUUAACUCGUGGUGACGACUCGACGAGGCUGUCUUCCAUUUUAUCUUAUUGCAUUGUUUAUUUAUCUUGUCAUUUAUCUCAGCAUUUAAAAGUUCAAUUCUCAGCGUGGAUUGCAAGAUAUGAAAUAAUAUCGCAAUACAUUAGCGCUCGAUGCAUUUCAUUCGCGACAGUAUAAUCCGUACGAUGCAUUUAUAUUAUAAAUCGAAUCGCAUAAAAUUAGAUUCAAAUUCAAAGUUAUUGUUAUUUCUACUCAAUCAAAAUUCACUUUGCAAUCGAAUAUCCGAAAGAUCGCGCGAUUUAUUUCGCGUUUAUCGCUUUAAUAGAGAUUAUCGGGAAUCGAAGACGGAAGGAAUGGGGACAAAGAUAAAUAUCGACGUGCACGAAUCUCUCUAAUGAGGGUGUAAUCCGCUCGCGACCCUGGCACAAGCGAAUCCAUGCUAAUUUUAAUUUAGACGGAACGGAUUAAAGUAACACAGAGAAGUACUACGUACUUCCUCACAUCGAUGGAAAAGUCGCAUGAUGGUGUAUAGGAAUGUAUGCGAGAUGUGCAUGAGCGAUGAUUAAAGAGAAUAGAGAGAGAACGAUGGCAUGGCGCGCGACGUUAAGACGUAUUGAUUACAAAAGGGGAGAAUGAAUAAAGGAAGGCGAUAAAAUAGCCGAUGACGAAACACGACGACCUAUGAAAAGUAGAGUCAUACAGUCAAGUUUAAUAAGAAACGAAGAGGGAAUAAGACAUGGACGUUUUAUUAAAUCGUGAUACUGAAGAGGAUAUCUUGUGAUAUGGAACUUAGUUGUUCAUGGGGUUCAAACAUUAAUGAACAUAGAUGAAUAUAUAUAUAGAUAUAUAUGAAGUGCGUAUAUAUAUUAUAUUACGUUGUAACGCUAAUUACGAAAGGAGAAAAAGAAAACAACGCUAUGAUUAUUAAAAGAGAAACACACAUGUAGUCAGAAGUAGCAAGCUAAAUAAGAUUCGUUACAAGGAGUGAGACUGAGAACCGAACGACGGUCUCGUGAAACGUUGCACGAUAUGUAUCUAAUAGUAUAUUUUCCUUUUUUGUCUUUUUUAUUUUUAACUUCUUUUGUGAUUAUCGUACGUAUUCUCUUUUCUUUUUUAUACUCCUUUUAGUAGUACACGCACCGUAAUCGCGAACUGUUCUCGAUUCAUUUUACAAGAGGACAAGCAUCGGUUCUCUCCUGUUUGAUAAUGCGUAAGGAUCCAUCCAUUCGUUGAUCUAACAACACGAAGGGAAACAGAAGCAUCGCCGAUUGAUGUCUUGUAGUUAGAAUCGGACAAAUUUUAAUUUCACCCGAAUUUCAGCGUUAGCAACGUUCCGCGCGGUCGUGAUCCAAGAAUUGAUCGCUAAUACCAUUGCCAAUACCACUUCCUACAUAAGUUCGGGUUGUCGUUUUCUCGUAGAUACAACAAAAAAGCGACAACAAUGCAUAUAUUAUUUACAAUCGCAGUCUCCCUCGGUGAAAAUUUCAAUAACGACCUCGUACGUUGUCUUAAUCAUCGCCAUUAUCACACAUUCGUAUGAGAAAUUAUUAUAACAACACGUUGAACGUGACUAGAGCGUGUGCAUGUUACAAAUAAUAGUAAGCCCUUCUUUCUGAAAAGAAAAGAAAUGAAAAGCCAGAGGCACAGGUGUAACGCUUUACCAAUUAUUUCGUUUUUUUUCUUUUUUUUUGUUUUAAAUAUUAACGUACGUACAUUAUCCCAGUGUUUAUGUUCGAUUUGAUUUAAUCGAUCAUUCAUCGUGUUUUGCUGUGAUUAAAAAUCUAUGUUUGUUGUCUGUGCAAACUUCAGCUCAAAAUAAGCGUGUGUAUAUCUUGUUGACUGAUCUCGAAGAAUAUAGCGCAGAAAUUUUGUUCAAGAUCGUUCUCCAUUUUUUCGGAAAGAGGGAUACAUCUGUAUAAAUAAAUGAUUAGCUCUCUCUACGCUGUCGAGUUCUCCUCUUACUUCUUUUUUUUGUAUCGCUUUUUACUAUUCAUAUAACGCGUCCCGGCGCUAAUGAAGUUCAAGCGAUAGUUUUAAGUUUAUAGCGUACACGAGAAGGAUAUAAAACGCAUACGGUUCAAAGGCCGAGACUAUAGCUCAAGACAAACGAGGGUAUGUUACAAUUGUUUAAGAAGUGCGUUUGAAGAUUUUUCUUCUUAGGAGAUUUCAUUGCUUAUCACUACUUCGAUAUGUUCGUCUUACAUUUUCUUUCACGUCUCUUGGCAAUAUAUAAUUACUUUGAGAUUGUUAUAAAUUGAUUUACUUUUCGACACGCUAAAAAAUCGAGGCUCGAAGUCGGUACAUCUGAUCUAUAAGCUCUGCACGAGUCAUUCGGCUGGUGAAUUGAUACCCGACUUGACAUCAAAGCUGACCAUUAAAAAUAGAACACCACCGUGAAUUUUUACGGACAUUAGCUUGGCGGAAAUACAUAUUAAAGCCUAACAACCGGCUACCGGCUCCCUGUACUUGUGUAUCGUCCCCGGAUGUGCCCUCUUCGGUUCAUAUAUGAACACGGAAAAUGUAGGGCGCUCGACGUUUCGACGACAAACGACAAAAGACCUGAGAGACCAGAGGGAACGGUUCGAUCGAUCGAAAAAAAGGAGCAAGGGAUUACUGGUCGGUGGACUUUUGCAUUUUCAGCCACAGCCUUUUCCACCCUCGUCUAGUCACCGGUUCAAAAUGACUCGCGCGGGGCGAACCAAGUAGAGCGGAGAUGUAAUGUUGAAACUACUACGGAAAAACGGCCAAGAACUGUAGUGCUCUUUUGGCGUUUUAAAACAACGACGUGGUCGCUGGACCGAGUACUUUCCGAUUUUCUUUGUAGAGCAACGAAACGAGAUACGGAAUUAAUCGUAUUCGAACGACCAUCGCAUUUGAUCAACCAAUUAAUUACCUCCGUUAAAAGUGUUAUGAACAAUGCGUUAUCUGAUUUGAUGGCAUAUUUUAAACGUUGUUGUUACGCGUUCGUGUCACGGUGCGUAUAUAAUACGUGUAUCAGGCUGGAUACUAUUUGCAUAUAUAUUAUAUACACACAUGCAAUGUGUGUUGUACGUCCCAGUGUACUGCGUCAUGGUAUAUGUAUUUUAACAUGGGUAUUGGACGCUCGAAGCAAGUCGUUUGAUCGAGAAAACGCGGUCGGAUCAACGACGUUGUUCUACCCUUGUCGGUUGAUUGUGUUAUCGCGUUGAGAUAGAUGAUUCCUAGUCUUGUGUCUGAUUUUUAUCUUUAGAUUGUUCAAAAACAAUUGCGAGUACUUCAUAAAUCAUUAUGGUUUAUUAAUGAUGAGAGAGACUAUAAAAAGCAAUAGAAGAGUUCGAAUAUAUUGCAAUCAUAUCUUGAUGUUUGUAUACUGUGCUGUUCAAAUUGAACAAAAAUGAAAAUUGAAAAGAAAGAGAAGAGAGGAAGCACAUAUUAGAAAGAAUUUUAAUAGCGACGGACCUUAGAACAAGAAAAAUUAGUAUUAUAAAAUCAUUUUCAACCUUAGUUUUUCUUGCGUCAUCUGGCUAGGUAAGUUUAAAUUGUGUAGACUAUAUAAGUCAUGAGAGUUACGAAGGGCACGAUAAUAAGGGUAUUCGCGAAUUUAUCGAAUUGAUCAGCUACUACAUGGUGUGUUCCAAGUUCGUUGAACGCAACCGCCUCGUUCCGUGACCUUCCCUCUUACCCAUCAUGCCAUCUCGGUGAAUCUCAUCACUCACUUCUCUUUCUCCCUUUCGCUUGUUCCAGUUGUGAUCGUUCGACAAAUGAAACGGGGUUGGAACUCCGGUCCGUUCUAUCCCGCUUCUAAAAUUUGUAUAUACGUCUCCGCUCUUGAAAUCGUUUAAUUGUGCUCUUCAUGGAUCGAACUUGACCCUCGAUAGCGUGCCGCGAAACAACGAUCGUUGCGAUUGAAUUUUGUUUGGUUUUGACGCGGAACACACCCGACAUAUGAGGGCUCGAACGAACAAAAGUAAUAAUGAAGUAAAAUAUUAAACUACUAGUGGUAAACGAUUUAAGCCGUAAUAGUAGGUAAAGGAUGGGAGUCUAAUGUUAAUCGGAUCGAAGUUAAACGAAUAAAACGGAAUAAGUAAGGAGAACGAUGAAACGAAGUAACUGAACAAAAGAUACUGAAAACAUGCGAAGAAUAAUAAUUUCUGGUAGAUUACGAAUGGUUCCCAUAAUCUAUCCGUUUCUUAUAUAAUUUGAUUUGUUGUGUAUUUAUUUCUCGAACGAUACGUUUCGAUAUGUAUCUAUUUUAACCGGUGUCUCCCUUACGAAAGGAACGACCAGUUGAUCGUGAGCCGCGGCGUAUCACGACUUUUAUUUCACGUUCAACGAAGCGUGCAUUUUUAUCCGCUGUGAAACGCUCUACCUUCGCCGUCAUUGUGUAUUUUAUUGGCCGAACGAGUGCGCGUAGAAAUCACUUGGAUUCACCAAAAGAUUUAUAUAGAAAUUCGAGGUUCGAUGUAGAAAAUCAAAAUCGGGUCAUUGAUUUUUAUCUUUACGCGAAUAAAAUCAGUCGCUAUAUCCACUCCGUUCUUCUUUAAAUAAAAGCAGCUACAUAUGAUAAUGUGUUAAUCAAUGUGCAAAACGAUUAUGUCAUGGCUCGAUAAAAUAUAUAAUAAAAGCGUAGGUAAGAUUGGAAUACGAUGUUACUGCGUCCGAAAAGGGAAACUGUUCUACUGAGGGAUUCAUAAGGCAAAUCCUCGUCAGUUUUAUUUUAUCUAAAGUUCGAAGAAGUACUUCUCUGCAAUAUCUGUUUUGCAGACUUAAUCUUGUCACCAAGAAGAGAUACUAAUAAGUACAGUAUUAAUUAAAUCGUAAAAGUUUCUUUUGACGAGUGUUAUUUCUUUAUGAAUUCCACAAUGAAAAACAAAUGGAAAACGAUCUAAAUAAAGCAUGCUGCCGUUAGAACGCUGGAGGGUGCUCACGUUGUCUGUAUGAAUGAAAAAAAAUAAUAAAAAAUACUGUACAAAUCAUGUAUACGCUCACAAACAUAGACAUACACAUAAAUCCCUGGGUUAAAUGAUGUUCAUUUGGCACACGCCCGUUUCUGCACAUGCUCGUCGUUCUUCUACUCACGGACCGUUUUCCGAAAGUGGUCCUCGUUGGUUCCACGGUAAUAUUUAUUUCUUAUUAUCGUCCUUAAUCGACCCGCUACCCGCUUAAGGCCUUUUAUAUAUUUUUUAAUUCGCCGCGAAGCGAGUUCCGUUCGACCGCUCGCCGCUGCAACAAAUUAAUUACACAACAAGGUAACAAGUAAAGGAACAUGUGCGUGCGUUACAAAGGGUAACAAGUAAAGGAACGCGUGCGUGAACGAGAGUGAGUGUAUGCGCGAGAGGAACGAGAAGAAGAGUAUGUAAUAAUGUCGUUUCACGUGUAAAGAUAAUUUGUAUAGUAUUUUCAUCAUUCGUUCGCACCCUAAUUUUAAUUGAACUCGGACUUUUAACGAUCGUCUUGUAUCCUGAUUGUGUUCCUCGAUUUGUAUGGAUAUACAUGUAUAAAAAAAAAAGAAGAUAAAAGAAGUGAUGUAGGAAACGAGUUGCCCCCGAAGAAGAAGGAUGGACGGUUUUAUAAAAAAUGAAGAGUAGUCAACUUUAGUACCUUUAUAGAUACAACAUGCUCUCUUCUUUUCUUUGUUAAAUGAACGAUCGUCGCUCGCGAAUUGGUUGCAGCGGCAGCUUGAAAUCGUCCUCAUCGUCGUCGAAGUUGUUGCACGCUAUUUUCGCAUCCUGGUCUGAGAGAGUGUGCGUCUCGAUAUAUCAUUUUCACUUGUUAAUACUCUCUCAUUUUAGCGUAUCGAUUAACGUGGUUAAGUUCCGUAGGAUAAAAUGCGAUUUCUUAUGCGGCAAUGCAAACCUUUGAUCUCUAACACGCGCGCAUACGAUACUACACUUAUAGUAUAAUGAAUCUAACGCGCGCGAACAAUACGUGUAGGUAAUGUGCGUAAAAAUUAGUAAACGAAAAUGCGAAGAAUCAUUGCUCGUCGUUGCGUCCAGCAUCCCCUGCCGGUUUUCGCUCCUUUAUGCUCGCCGAAUUCCUCGAGCACAGAAGAGAUCGAGUAGCCGGGUUAUUUUACAUCCUCUGACAUAGGGAAAACCGUGGCUUAUUCAUCUACAUAUAUACAUAUACGUAUUUGAGAUACGUACGUACAUAUAUAUAUGUUAAGUGAAGUGUAUGUGGAUUCGAUUCGAGCGUUUUCGGUGAGUCGACGUGUAAGUGGUACAUACACGUAUAAAGAAUAUGACGGACACGCGUAUAUAGUUAUUAUUAACGAAUUGUCGUGGUCACGUAGCGUCGGAAAACCCCUGGAAACCUCCGAUACGCAAACGUGAAUUGUAAUGCGUUCUCGACAACGCGAAACUGAUUUUUUAAAGAACUACUCUGAUUAAUAAGAAACGAAAUAAACGCUGCUUAAAACAGUUA
Ceratina calcarata is the source of this 13197-nucleotide messenger RNA. Its product is annotated as dual specificity tyrosine-phosphorylation-regulated kinase 2. NCBI's taxonomy places the organism in Eukaryota, Metazoa, Arthropoda, Insecta, Hymenoptera, Apidae. Bases 3012 to 5438 code for a protein of 808 amino acids. Gene Ontology annotation, biological process: peptidyl-serine phosphorylation; peptidyl-threonine phosphorylation. Gene Ontology annotation, molecular function: protein serine/threonine/tyrosine kinase activity; protein serine/threonine kinase activity; ATP binding. The record is from RefSeq and is a predicted model, not a curated record. The transcript has 2 exons. Gene Ontology annotation, cellular component: cytoskeleton; cytoplasm; nucleus.